UCCACCACCCAAACAAUACCUGCUCUGUGGUGGUUCUAUGGUUUGUCCUGACCAUUGAUGGUGGAAAGACACCACCACAGGACCACCAGUGACCAGAUAUCAUUUGGGUGGUGGAUCAUUCACACAGCACUCACACAGUAGGGACAUUAGUGUUUAUGGAUGGGAUUUUGAAACACUGUGAACACUUACUGUCCACUCUAUUAGACACACCUUGCUUAUAGGCCCACCUUGCUGGUGUACAGUUGGUGACUGUAGAUCAUGUUUUUAUAUGUGAAUCACUUCUUGGAUCUGGCUUGUAACUCAGUCAGUUUGAGUGCUACAACAGUGACACAGUGUCUUUGUUUAUAGUCUUAUGGUGGUUUGUUAAGCCAGGUUACCCCUGUUUUACCCUGAUUUCCUAUAGUCAUGACACACACUGACCUAUUCCUACUUAAGGCUGUAAAUACACUGUGAAGUAUCAUUGAUCCUUAAACACACGGGCACACAGCUAACGCUCUGUUAUGUUCAGCUGGAUGCAUGUGUUUGUGACGUUAAUGUGUGUGAAGGCUCAUCAGAUGCACGUGAGUUCCCCCUGCGCUGGCUAACAAGAUUCACCUUCUUUAAGAUCCUUAGAGCCAUAAUCAGUAGUGCAGCAGAGCAGUGAGGGAAAGAGAGACAAGCAAGAGGAGUGACUAGACCGGACGAGUGGAUGCUACAGGUGUAAAGAGCAGUGACUUGAGUGUCUUUCUCUUAGAGUGAGACUGAGAGUGUUGUUCCAGAUGGCUGUUUGUGGAUAAAAUUGUGAAGACACUGCUUUUCUACAGGUAAAAUGUUUCAGACAAAACUGACUGACCACACAGGCUGCUGUGUCUACUGAACAGAAAACACACAAAAAAAUGGUUCUUUCUCUCCUUUUUUACUAGAUUGUAAAAGAAAUAGAUUAGUUCUGUUUAAUAUUUCUUUCUGUGUCUAUGUAAAAUGUGCAUUAUAGUUUGUGUGUGUAAGUCAAAUAUUGUGUGUGUGUCCUCACAGGUCUCGCUCUCUGAGUCAUCCCAGUAGAUCGCUGUCUGAUAGUCUGUCUGCUGACCUGCUGUCUGUCUGUUGAUAACAUUUCACUCACUCGCUCACACACAGAAGCAACUAGCUGUAGUUGAGAAGGAUGAGGAAACCGUUUCACAUCCACACAAUUAUUCUUUCUCACAGAUAGCACAGUAGGCCUACCAACACAUACUCACACACAUUCACUUCAGCCCUGUCAUGGAGGCAAUGGCUCAGAAGUCUCUGGUGGCUCCUCUGAAGAAGCUGACAAGUUGUGUGAACGGAGCUGCAGAGAAGGACGUCUGGACAAAACAAAGUUACAAGCAGGGGUCAAAGUGCAGAAGCAGUUACACACGCGACUCUGCUCUGCUGCGAGCCUACCAGGCUGAUCUGGACAGAGAGAGGAAGCUGCGGGAGGCCAUGAACGCUCAGAAGAACGCAGAAAGAGCAGCUAUGAGGGCCCACUUCAGGAGGAAAUACCAGCUUUCACAGAAUGCCAAGGACAGCAGCCAUCUGCAUGCAGUGGGUGGUAAAGUGGCUCUCCCCCCUGAGCUGGCCAGGAUGGUGCGGUCCGACGGCCAGGAGAAGGAUGAAAGCUCUACGCUGCUGAGUGCAUUUCAGAGCCUGAGCUUCAAUAUGGGACUGAUCUCAGGCAGCAAGCAAAGCACACAUGGUAGCACAUCUGACCAUGCAGGACAGUGCAAAAUUAUCAGCAUGAUCACCUCGUCUGUUCGUCUGGUGGUAUGUCCAGCGCUGAGCAGAGCGCUGUCGGCCUCAACCGUGCUUGCAGGAGCUGAAGGAGCGACGAAGGCUGUGCAGAGGAGCAGCCUACAGAGCUUCCAGCAGAUUCCCCACACCGGCAGCAAUGGCUGGAUCAACCUGCUGCGCUUCUGGAGGGAGGGGACCUUCAGCCAGCUCCACAAAUACAUGGAGCAAAAUUUCCACACGCUUGGACCAAUCUACAGGCAGUACCUGGGCUCUCAGUGCAGUGUUAAUAUCUUGUUGCCAGUGGAUAUUGGUGAGCUGUUCCGCUCAGAGGGUUUGCAUCCACGCCGCAUGACCCUGCAGCCGUGGGCGACACACAGAGAGAGCCGCAAACACAACAAAGGAGUCUUCCUCAAGAAUGGAGCGGAGUGGCGUGCUGACCGGCUGCUGCUGAACCGGGAGUUAAUGCUGAGUUCGGCUGUGCGCCGCUUCCUGCCUCUGUUGGAUGAAGUAGCGAGGGAUUUCAGUCAUUUACUGCACCGCAAAGUCCAAACAGAAGGACGAGAGGAGAAUGGGUGCUAUAAUCUGACCCUCGACCCCAGUCCUGACCUUUUCCGCUUUGCUCUGGAAGGGAGCUGUUAUGUCCUGUAUGGUGAGCGGAUGGGUUUGUUCUCAUCUGAGCCUUCACAGGAAUCUCAACGCUUCAUCUCGGCGGUGGAACGCAUGCUGGCCACCACAUCUCCGCUCCUCUACCUGCCUCCCCGCCUCUUGCUCUGCCUACACGCCCCCCUGUGGACCCAACAUGCCACUGCAUGGGACCACAUCUUCAGCCACGCGGAGACUCGAAUUCAGAGGGGUUACCAGCGGCUCCAGGCUGGGGUCGUUAAUGCUGCAGGGGCAGUACAGGGUUCAGUGGGGCAGUUUCCAGGUGUGCUGGGCCAGUUGAUGGAGAGGGGUCAGUUACCCCUGGAACUCAUCACAGCCAACAUUACAGAACUGAUGGCUGGAGGCGUUGACACGACAGCAGUUCCUCUGCAGUUUGCUCUCUUUGAGUUGGCACGAAACCCUAGUGUACAGGAGCAAAUGCGUGCACAGGUGCAAACCUCAUGGUCACAGGCAGCGGGGAAUCCCCAGAAGGCACUACAGGGAGCACCGCUGCUGAAAGGGGCAGUGAAGGAGACUUUGAGGCUGUAUCCUGUGGGGAUCACAGUGCAGAGGUACCCCAUCCGAGACAUCGUGCUGCAGAAUUACCACAUACCUGCUGGGACGCUGGUGCAGGCGUGUCUGUAUCCUCUGGGCCGCAGUCAGGAUGUGUUUCGGGAGCCUGAUCGCUUUGACCCGCACCGUUGGGGGCCAGGCAGUGAGGAGGGCACCACGGAGUCAGGCUCAGGGAUGGGGUUCCGCUCAUUACCAUUCGGUUUUGGAGCGAGGCAAUGUGUGGGCAGGAGGAUCGCCGAGAAUGAGAUGCAGCUACUGCUCCUGCAUAUUCUGAGGAACUUCCGCCUGAGCGUUUCAUCGAAAGAAGAGCUCAAAACCAAAUACACACUCAUCCUUCAACCAGAGUCUCCGCCCUCCAUCAACUUUACCACUCUUUCACACAGUUAAGUUAUUGAACCAUCAGUCAGUAAACCAAUGUCACUCAGCUGAUCAGUCAAUACCUGGAAUUUCAGGUUUCACAGAAACAUAAACAAAAUAAUCCUUGAUCACCACUAAUCAAUAUGCAGUUUCAUUAUGAGUGAUUGCUAGCUCAGGAUAAAAUAAAAAGAUAGUAUUUUUGAUUUUUUUUUAUCACUCUUUAGUUUGAUUUGUCAUCAGUUUUGGCCUUAAUUGAAGAACUUUAGCAAAUUCAUGGAGAAUCAACUUGUGUUCAGUCUACUUACAUUUAGGCUAUGUUCACAUUAGUGUUAUUGCUCAGUUUAAUUUUUUUGCAAAUAUUUUUGUCUUAGUGGUUUAC
Messenger RNA from Pygocentrus nattereri (red-bellied piranha), 3676 nucleotides. Its product is annotated as cytochrome P450 11B, mitochondrial. The transcript has 12 exons. Gene Ontology annotation, biological process: neurotransmitter transport; C21-steroid hormone biosynthetic process; cortisol metabolic process. Gene Ontology annotation, molecular function: syntaxin binding; iron ion binding; heme binding. Lineage: Eukaryota; Metazoa; Chordata; Actinopteri; Characiformes; Serrasalmidae. Gene Ontology annotation, cellular component: mitochondrial inner membrane. The coding region runs from base 1237 to 3327 and encodes 696 amino acids. The record is from RefSeq and is a predicted model, not a curated record.